Messenger RNA from Malassezia restricta, 591 nucleotides. Its product is annotated as ubiquitin-conjugating enzyme. The transcript is spliced from 3 exons. Lineage: Eukaryota; Fungi; Basidiomycota; Malasseziomycetes; Malasseziales; Malasseziaceae. The coding region runs from base 1 to 591 and encodes 196 amino acids. The record is from RefSeq and is a predicted model, not a curated record.
AUGUUAUGGGAAUCCGCGGCGCUUGCAAGGCAGAGGCUUAUGGAGCAAUCAGCUCGUUUACAUGAUCCUUGUGCGGCCCCCGAUGGUGUCUAUGUAGCACCCGACGAAGAAGACUUCUUGCGAUGGACUGGCGUAAUUUUUGUCCGAUCAGGCGAAUAUGCACCCGGGGUAUUUCGUUUCAGCAUCCAAUUUUCUAUCUCAAAUGGUCACCUUUCUUUACCAGCAGUCUAUUUUCCACCCAUUCUUCUUCAUCCCAUUAUUGAACCUAUUAGUGGUCGCCUAAAUUUGUUGCCUUAUCUAGCUAUGGCGCAAAAGUACCACAGGCCUAUCGACCCUGAUGAUCCGACAUUUUUUUCGAGCUUAUUGGCAUUCAUUAGCGAAUGUUUUACACCAUUUGUGCUAUCUAAUCUAUGUGAUCAAUGGAUCUUGAAUGAACGCUUAUAUUUGUACGUCUUUUGGAAACUAACAACUGUCUCCAAAAUUCCGAUCCGGCAUUAUUUCGAUCUCUUGCGGCGCAAUCGGCCAAUUUGUCCACUUCAUCUAUGUCCCUUUACGAUGCACUCUCGGGCUGUGGUUUACCUGGCGACAUAG